Molecule: messenger RNA, 1451 nt
Organism: Pimephales promelas (fathead minnow)
Lineage: Eukaryota; Metazoa; Chordata; Actinopteri; Cypriniformes; Leuciscidae
Source: RefSeq, a predicted model, not a curated record
GGUAGGUGGCGCUGUAGGUUGUAUCUGAUACAGGAAGGAUCAGCCAUUUUUGAAAACGGGACUGCGUUUUGUAUUGUUUUUUAAAUUAACAAGCAAUUUAGACCUGUCUCUUUCAGCAUAAUAUUAAUCAUCAAGAUAUACUAUAAUCGGCUCAACCGUCUCUACGUUGGCCUAAAUGUUUUUCUUUUCAUGUUCGUCGUCUCAUAUAGCUAACAAGAUCUCUGGUUCAGCAGGGCGCGGCUCAGAAACACUCACAGAAAAUACGACUUUAAUAACUCUACGAUUAUCUACUAUCCAUCACUCAUCUCUACAUCAACAUGAAGAGCGCACUUAUACGUGUUCUUUUCUUAUUAUGUGCAACGGGUGUGUUUGGUGACGUAGAGAGAGUGUCAGUCAUUGAGGGAGAGUCUGUCAAUUUACACACUGGUGUUACUGAAGUACAGAGAGAUGAUGAGAUAGAAUGGAGGUUAAAUGGAUAUCGCAUUGCUAGAAUCAGAGAUGGCUCCAUCAGUACUGAAGGGGCAUCCAAAGACAGACUGAAGCUGGACAAACAGACUGGAGAUCUCAAGAUCACAGACAUCAGAACCACAGACUCUGGAGAAUAUAAACUAGAGAUCACCAGUACCAGAGGGUCCUCAGAGAAGAUAUUCAGUGUCAGUGUUGUGUCUGGUGAUGAUGAACUGAAGUCAGUGUCAGUGAUGGUGGGAGAUUCAGUCACUCUAAACUCUGGUACUAAUAUACAGAGAGAUGAUGUGAUAGAGUGGAGGUUUGGAGAUCUAAACACUCUUAUAGCUGAAAACAAUAGAAAGACUGGAAUCUUCUCCACAUCUGAUGGUCCUGAUGGGAGAUUCAGCGACAAACUGCAGCUGGAAUAUACGACUGGAUCUCUGACCAUCAGGAAAAUUGAAUUCAAACACUCUGGAUUUUAUGAAGCUGUUAUUAGGAAAAGCAGCAGCGGACACACCAUAUACAAGUCAUACAGCGUGACUGCCAGUGGGGAAAUUAAGUCAGAACUAUCAGUGUCAGUGGGAGUGUCUGUCACUCUAAACUCUGAUCUCACUGACAUACAGAGAGUAGAUUUAAUGCAGUGGAUGUUUGGAGACUCUCAAAUAGCUGAAAUAAGUAAAGAAAGCGGUCGAUUCCUCACAUCUGAUGGUCCUGAUGGGAGAUUCAGAGACAGACUGAAACUGGAUCGUCAGAAUGGGUCUCUGACCAUCAGAAACACCAGAACUAAAGACACUGGACUCUAUGAACUGAAGAUCAGCAGCAUCAGACACACUAUACACAGGAGAAUCGCUGUUUUUGUCACUGAUCCAGGUCUGUCUGCAGGUGCUAUAGCAGGGAUCGUUCUUGUUGUUCUGCUGGCGUGUGGAGCUGCUGGAGCUGUUGUGUUUUGCUAUGGCCGCAAGAUCUCUGAACUAAUAGCCUUUUUACUCAUAAAAGCAGGGUGA